CACAUGCAGCCUGAUUUCUUUGUGCCUGUUGCUGUCCCUGCAGUCUUCAGAGGGCAGCCGCAGCUCCAGUGCCAUGGAAGGAGGCUGCUCCUGAAUAGCCCUUGUGGUAAGGGCCAGGAGGGUCCUUCCAUCCUCCAAGGCUCUGCUAAAGGGCACAGCAGCCAGGAGGUCCCCUGAGCCCCCAGCUGAAGGACAGGCUGCUCCCUCUGUCUCUACCAGGGAUUGCCUUGUCCUGUGGAAGGCACUGACCCAUCCCAAACUAAUCUUGGAAUCCCUGUCUAACCACUCACUGUCAUGAAUGUGUGCUUAAAGGAUGAGGUUGAGUCAUACCAAAUAGUGACUUUUGUAGUUCAAAAUGGUGAAAUUAGCAAUUCAACAUGAUUCAGUCUAAUCAAUGGAUACCAACUGUUUCCCACACAAGUCUCCUGUUCUCUUAAGCUUACUCAGUGACAGCCUUUCACUCUCCACAAAUACAUUAAAGAUAUGACCGUCACCAAGCCUCCUAGGAUAACACCAGACCGGAGAGUCUGAAGACCGGUAUCCAAGUUCUGACUCUUCCCCCUGCCAGCUGUGUGACCUUCGUGAAGUCGCCAAACCUCUCUGAGCCACAGCCAUGGCCAGUAAGACCUGCCUUUGAGUUGGUACGAUGUUCAAGUCAGAUAAUAAAACAACGUUUACACCUAUUAGAGCAGAGAAUAAAUAGAGCUACAUUUCUUGCAUUUAUGAGCUUUCUGUGAAUCAGACAUCCCUGUGAAGAACCUCCCUGGCUAUUUCUCAUUUAAUCACUGUAGCAGCACUGUGAUGUGUGAGUAGAUCCGCUGUGCUCUUAAACUCCAAAUCUACACAUGAGGAAACUGAGGCUCAGAGAGGCUGCUGGUCUCCCACAGUGUCACAUAGUUCAUAAGUGGCAAAGCUGGCUUGAUGGGCUACUCGUUCCUCUGAACCACACCACCUCACCACACUCUCCCCUUCGAGGGUCAUGCUAAACUUCUGCAGAGCUAAUUCCUCCUUAAACCAUAAGGGUUGCUGGUGGCCCACAGCUCACGCCUAGCAUGCUUCAUGAGAAAAACGCCCUCCAACCAACGUGGAGCAGCCCCUGAGCUGAAGGUGGUGAGCAGAAGCUCAUCCACCAGAUGUUGACACAGCCCGCGGCCUUGGGUGACCCACAGGACUCCUCUUAUUUAACUGGCAUUUGGUAGGAGAACAGGGGUAGAGUCAAAGACAAGUGGGCUUUCCGGAGCAGCCAGGACAGGGAAGGAGGCUGCAGUGUUGAGGGCAUCACCUUAGACACCAUCGUUUUACUUUGAAGAAUCGUCUGUCACACACGAGUUGACAGUCUGGUUGGGAGAGACUCCAUUCAAACCAGCAUAAGCUCCCAGAGGAAUUCCCGGGCUCCCGUGGGAACCAACAGGGAUCAGUCAGGGAUGGGCAGAGCGUCAUGACAACCUCAUUAGGAGGAAGACAAAUACAUGUCACAAGUCCGUGAGGCAACAGCCAUAAGACCUCAGCUUCACUGUAUCUUCCAGAGUUUUUAAAAAAUGCAUUCACUGUCUAAUGUGAUCCUCCAGACAGGUCCUGCAGGACUCAGCCUAGGAAUCAUUAUCCCCAAAGUACACAUAGGGAAACUGAGGCACAGCAGGUCAAAUGGUCUGUCCAGUGUGGGCCUGGAAGGCAGGACUUCUCCGCUCUUAGGCCUGGCUGUCCCCAACUGCACACACUUCCUCAGUCCAUAUGGGAUCACGAUAAAAACUCCAUCCUCCAGAACCACACUGCGUCAACCGGCUGUGCUCUAACAGCAGCUGAAGACCAAGCUGCGGGGCAUCCUGAGUGUUCCGAGUCAGUUUCCCACUGCAGGCAGGAACCUCAUCCUGCUCUGAAACAGAUGAGAGCAAAACACAGAAAACAGCUUCGAGCUCAGCCGGGAACCUUAGAGUCAUGACUUUUUACCCCACCUAGGAGUUUGCAGGGGACAGAACACACGAAUUUUAGAUUUUAAGCCUAAAUAAAGGAAGCCUUGGUUUGAAGUGCAAGCUCUGCCAGACAGGGGGCACCCUGUGAGCCCUAUUUGUUAAGAGGGGCAGGGGAGGCACAGGGAAAAGGCCCGGGCUGCUCUUAAAAAUCACACCUCACAUUGAGACCGAUGCGUGGAGACUGCGGCAGAAGCAGCAGAGGUGAGGACCCCGUGUGAGCUCCUGUGGCUGCCGUAGCUGAUUACCACGAGCUCCGUGGUUUCCAAUAGAAAUGCAUUCUCUUACAGUUCUGGAGGCCAGAAAUCCAGAACAGUGUCACCGGGACAAGGUCAGAGUGUCAGGAAGGCCGAGUGCCCUUGGAGGCUCUAGGGGAUGUGCCACUUCCUCCUCUUGCAAUUUCUGGUGGCUGCCGGCGUUGCUUGAUUAGUUGCCCCUCCAGUGGCGGACUCUGUUGUCACACUGCUCCCUCUUCCUCCAUCUCUGUCAGGUCUCCCUCCCCCUUCCCCUCAGGAGGAUACCUGCAGUAGCAUUUAGGGCCCACCUGGAUUGUCUUCUCCUAUCAAGAUCCUUAAUGACAUCUGCAAGGACAUUUCUCCCAUAGAUGGUAACAUAUCUCUGGGGGGCGCUGUUGAGCCUGUAGAAGGCCCUUCUUUACCAGUGAGGGGAUGAUGGGGCCGGAAGAGGGAAGGAAUGAAAUGAGUGUGAAGGAAGCGCCACCAGGGAGAGCUGUGGAAGCCCAACCCAGACCGCACUGGGAUGUCGGGAAGGGCCAAGGUGCAGAAGGAGAAGGAAGAGGGUUGGAGGUGGAGGGCCAGCAGCACCAAAGCUCCAAGCCAGGGAGAAACUCCCCCGCCAGGGGACGGAGAGAAAUGGUGGGGUCGCUCUCUCAGGGAGUGGCACAGCAGGGCCAGGGCCAGAUCUGGAGGUGGGUGUGCCCCCUAGGGGGGUGCAGACUCACAGCCCCUCCAACAGGGAGCCUCUCCAGGUGAGAGCAAAGUGGAAAAGAGGGCAAAACCCCGACUAUCAGGCAGAUUCUGCAGCAAAAAUGACUUCAGAGGUGACCUGUGUGUAGCCUCAGGAACGGGAUAUAGGUGGCCUUUGUAAGCUCACCCUGCAAUGGUGUCUGGGUCCCAUGUCCCCUGUUCCAGACAGAGACAGGCCUUGGCCUCCUGAGGGGGGGCAGCAGGAGGACAGGCCCCUCGCUGAGCCUGGAGUCUCUCUGUACAGCAGGCACCUUCUCCCGAGCACUCCCACCACCAACGUUUCAUCCUAUUCCUUCCCCGGGGCACAGCUGCGAUUUCUCUCUUAGCCCAGGGAAAGGAAUACAACAGAUUGCCUUAUACUGAAGUGAACAUGGCUGACCCGGGCUUAUUGGGAGCCCCUCCCAAGGGGCAGGUGCUCGUUCUCAUUAUCUUCUCCAUCAAGGUGGCUAAGAAUGUUUACAGUUUCUUACAACUCACAAAGCACUGCCUUAGAAGCUAUGUCCCCAUGAGGGGAGGUAGGGCAGGUAUUAUCAGGUUCGCUUACAGGUGGUCAACAGAGGGUCAGAGAAAUCGGUGAUUUGGGGAGCUCACAGAGCUGCUAGGAGAUGUAGCCUGGCGUCAGUCACCGUAGGAGGGCCCACCCCAGCCUGAGUGCAGGCGGAAUGCUGUGACACUGAGUGACAUGGACAAGCCACCAUCCUGAGCCUCCCGCUCUCGUUAGCAGAGAAUCACUGUCCUUGGCCUGCUGAACAGGGUGUCUACAGGUGACCGCCGGGGUCACAGCAACAGCUUCCCUCCCUGCCAGGCCCGGGCCCUGAGGUGCUGGAAGUCAGGGGCCCUGAGGUGCUGGAGGUCAGGUGUGUGGCCUUUUGUGGUGUCUGUAUGGCCCAGGAAGAGAGGGGCUCCACCGUGUGUGUGUGUGUAUGUGUGUGCGCGUGUGUGCGCACGCAUCGGAGUAUCUGUGUCUCUGUGUGAUGUUAUAUGUCAAUGUGCCUUUGUGUGUGUGUGUGUGUCUGUGUGUUGGUGCAUAACUGUAAUGUCUUUCCUUGUUUGUGUGUGUGUCUGUGAGUGUGUGUGCCUGAGUGCACACGUGUCUCUGUCUCUAGGUGUUUCUAUCUAGACUGAGGGUGUGUCUAUGUGUUUCUGUGAUUGUGUGUCUCUGAGUCGGUGUGCGUCUGUGACUGUGUGUGUUACAUGAAACAGAAGCAGAUGUCGUGAGAAUGAGGGGGUCUAACUCUCUUUAUCCUGAAACAAGGACCCCUCGCUGGGGUGGAGAGAACCAGUCCUUCCCAGUCACACCCAGGAGCCCUCAGGUGGCGCUUGGCAGCUGGUGUCACCACCCUAAGUGCCCACACAAAUGGGCUAUGGAGCCAGAGCAGCAAGGAUUCCAGCUCCUGGUGAGAGAUUCCCAGGCCAGAGUCUUGGUAGACACAAGCCUGGUGACUUCGGGCAGCUGGCGAUUACUGGGCAUCUUCCAAGGGUCGGGCACAGUUCCAGGCCCCUAGCGUGUACGAAUUCCUUGACUCCUCUCCUCACUUCUCAGAGGGCGUGUCAAGGAGAGAGGAACCCGGAUCUUGGAUGGCCAUGGGGCUUCCUUCCACCCACACUCCCACAUGGCUGCACAGCGCAGGCUGGUUCUGCUGGACUGAGCCCAUCCAGGGAAGAACAGCGAGACCCUCGGGUGAGAUCGGACUCACUGGAGACAAACACCUUGACAGGAGCUGGAGGAGCCCCAGGCUGAUUUCCGGGACAGAGGGUUCCUGGACACAGGCACUGAGCAUCCCCACACCCCCCGAGACGGGCCCAUGAGCACGAGAAGCCCUGCGAGUGCGUGGGGGUGGCCUGUGUGCAAGGCAGCGCAGCGAGCCUCUCUGCAGAAGCCACAGGCUGCGCUGGGUGAGGAGUUCUCCCUCAGCCUCCUCUGGAGCUGACACUGGAGAGAGCACCGUGAGCCUCCCUGCCUGGACUAUUGUCUGCACUUAAUAUAGAAGGAAACUGGGGCACACAGAGUUUUAGCUCCUCUUGGCCAGAGCGAGGAUUUGAACCCAGGCGUCUGAACCUUGGUGAUCCUGAGGGGCAGAGUGAGUUGGGGGAUGGAAUUGCGUCUUUUACAAAGUGCCCAGCACAGGGUGGGCACCUACAGAGGGACAAUGCCAUUCUCUGUCUCAUGGGGUGUCCUCCUGCUGGCAGGCCUGUGCUACCUGGUCCCCAGCUCCCCGGCUGAGGAUCCCCAGGAAGAUGCUGCCCAGAAGAUGAAUACAUCCCACCAUGAUCAAGGGGACUGGGAGGACCCUGCUUGCCGGAAGAUCUCCUAUAAUAUCAUCGACCUCGCCUUUGAUUUGUACAAAGAGCUGGCUGAUCUAUCACAAACCAGCAAUAUCUUAGUCGCCCCAACGAGCGUGGCUAUGGCCUUUGUAAUGCUCUCCCUGGGGACUAAGGCUGACACUCGCACGGAGAUCCUGGAAGGCCUGAAUUUCAAUCUCACGGAGACGCCUGAGGCCAAGAUCCACGAAUGCUUCCAGCAAGUUCUCCAAGCCAGGCCAGACACCCGGCUCCAGCUGACCACCGGCAGUAGCCUGUUUGUCAACAAGAGUGUGAAGCUAGUGGACACGUUUUUGGAGGAUAUCAAGAAACUGUACCACUCAGAAGCCUCCGCCAUCAACUUCAGGGACACCGAGGAGGCCAAGGAGCAGAUCAACAACUAUGUGGAGAAGAGAACUGGAAGAAAAAUAGUGGAUUUGGUCAAACAUCUGAAAAAAAACACAAGUCUUGCCCUGGUGGAUUACCUUUCCUUUCACGGCAAAUGGAAAGAUAAAUUCAAGGCUGAGCGCAUUACGAUAGAGGGCUUCCAUGUGGAUGAUAAGACCAUCAUCAAAGUGCCUAUGAUAAACCACCUGGGCAGAUUUGAGAUCCACCGGGACAAGGAGUUAUCCAGCUGGGUGCUGGCACAGCACUAUGUGGGGAACGCCACUGCCUUCUUCAUCCUGCCCGACCCAAAGAAGAUGUGGCACCUGGAAGAGAAACUGACCUACAGCCACCCUGAAAAUAUCCAGAGAGCCUUUGACAUAAGGUCUGUCAGUCUACAUUUUCCCAAACUGUCCGUUUCUGGAACCUAUGAACUCAAGAGAGUCCUCAGGAAUCUGGGCAUCAUCAAGAUCUUCAGCAACGAGGCCGACCUCUCUGGAGUCAGUCAGGAGGCACCCCUGAAGCUCUCCAAGGCUGUGCAUGUGGCUGUGCUGACGGUUGAUGAGAAAGGGACCGAAGCCACCGGAGCCCUCCAUUUGGAAGAGAAGGCCUGGUCUAAGUAUCAGACAAUCAUGUUCAACCGGCCCUUCCUGGUCGUCAUCAAGGAUGACAUCACCAACUUCCUGCUCUUCAUUGGAAAAGUGGUGAAUCCCACCCAAAAAUAACUGCCUGUCACGCCUCAGCCCCUCCCCUCCAUCCCUGGCCUCCUCCCUGGAUGACAUUAAAGAAAGGCUGAUCUGC
Cercocebus atys (sooty mangabey) is the source of this 6439-nucleotide messenger RNA. Its product is annotated as putative alpha-1-antitrypsin-related protein. Gene Ontology annotation, molecular function: serine-type endopeptidase inhibitor activity. The record is from RefSeq and is a predicted model, not a curated record. The transcript has 5 exons. Gene Ontology annotation, biological process: negative regulation of endopeptidase activity. The coding region runs from base 5047 to 6363 and encodes 438 amino acids. Lineage: Eukaryota; Metazoa; Chordata; Mammalia; Primates; Cercopithecidae.